Molecule: messenger RNA, 3664 nt
Organism: Manacus vitellinus (golden-collared manakin)
Lineage: Eukaryota; Metazoa; Chordata; Aves; Passeriformes; Pipridae
Gene: NUDT12
Product: nudix hydrolase 12
Exons: 7
Coding region: 99-1487 (462 amino acids)
Biological process (GO): NAD+ catabolic process; NADP+ catabolic process
Cellular component (GO): cytosol
Molecular function (GO): NADH pyrophosphatase activity; protein binding; metal ion binding
Source: RefSeq, a predicted model, not a curated record
GGCAGGUCCGUGUCCUUGGGAACGGCGUGGAGCGGGCGCUGAGGAAAUGGAAGCUGUCGCUGCUUGUCGCAGCAGCAGCGGCAUUUUUAGUUGACACAAUGACAGACUUUGAGAAGAACCUCAGCCAGGACAUGAUUUCUCAGCUGCACAACUUUGCUGCCGUGGGAGAUGCAGCCAGACUGAAAGCACUGCUCAGUCGUUCCCCGUCACUUGUCAACGCAGCUGCGGGGAAUGGCUGGACAGCCCUGAUGUUCGCUGCCAGGAAUGGACACCUCGAGGUUGUGCGGGUUCUUCUUGAACAAGGGUGUGACAGAUCCAUCAUUAAUAAAUCAAGGCAGACAGCUCUGGACAUCGCAAAAUUUUGGGGGUACAAACACAUAGCUAAUUUGUUGGCUAAUGUCAAGGGUGAUCAGAAGCCUAGUUUUUUGUCAAAUGAUGUGAAAGAAUAUGAAAAUUAUUUUGGCAUGACACUUCUGGACAGAAGGAGUGAUAAAAGAACAGAUUCCAAGUGGCUGAGUAAAAAACAAAGCCAUCCAACUACAGUAUACAUCCUCUUCUCAAAUCUAAGUCCCCUAGUUACUUUGGGUGGGGGAAUAGAUAGUUCCCAGCAGCCAGAAGUAAAGCUUUGCAGGCUGUACCACAAGGAUGUGGAGCAGUGCCUGAACAAAACAGAAGAGUGUACCUUGAUUUUUCUUGGAGUUGAACUUCUUCAGAACCUGGCAGCUGCUUACAAUGGGAGGGUUCUGCAAGAAGAUGAAGAGGACGGGUUAGUUGCUUGGUUUGCUCUUAGCAUAGAUUCUGCUUCUGCCGAGAAAUUUAAACAGAAGCAUGAGGACUGUUACUUCCUUCACCCACCAAUGCCAGCACUGCUGCAGCUACCUGAAAAAGAAGCUGGAGUAGUAGCCCAGGCUAGGUCUGUUCUAGCAUGGCAUGACCGUUACCAAUUCUGCCCAACAUGUGGGAGUACAACCAAGACCGAAGAAGGGGGUUACAAGAAAACUUGCUUAAAAGAAGAUUGUCCUAGUCUCCAAGGAGUUCACAACACAUCAUAUCCAAGAGUUGAUCCUGUUGUGAUAAUGCAAGUGAUCCAUCCGGAUGGGAACCACUGCCUUUUAGGUAGGCAGAAGAGGUUUCCUCCCGGUAUGUUCACCUGCCUCGCUGGAUUUGUAGAACCUGGUGAAACAAUAGAAGAUGCCGUUCGGAGAGAAGUGGAAGAGGAGUCUGGAGUCAAAGUUGGCCACGUUCAGUACGUCUCUUGUCAGCCAUGGCCAAUGCCCUCAUCCCUAAUGAUUGGCUGCUUGGCUGUGGCAGUGUCCACAGAAAUUAAAGUUGACAAGAAUGAAAUAGAGGAUGCCCGCUGGUUCACUAGAGAACAGGUCGUGGAAGUUCUCAUCAAAGGAAACCAGCGUUCAUUCUUUGUACCACCGAGUCGAGCUAUUGCACACCAGUUGAUAAAACACUGGAUUGGAAUGAAUGCUAAUCUUUAGUUCAAAUAAUAUAAUCACAUAAUCAAAUAAUUGAUAUAAGUUACUUCUCCUGUUGAAUACUAAAUUAGGAAUAAACUAGAAUUGUUUAUCUAGUAAAUGUGCAACCAUAUGAUUUUUUGAGCCCUUCCUUAGGUUCCUGAGCUAAAGGAUCAUUUGUAGGUGUUUUCAGAGCUGAAUUAGAAAUGGACAACAAUUAUCCCAAACAAGCAAGCAACAAAUAGUUAGAACUGGUACCUUGUUGUUCACAGGCUGGUUUUUUGUCCUAGAAUCAAAUUAUUAUGCUUCUUGCUGUUAUACUUUUAAUGUUUGAUUUGGUCCUUCCUCUACUGGAAAGAGUCACAGCAUUACAAAAAGGGAUGUCUGACUUUGCCUACUGUUUGAAUUUUGUGUUUACAUCCUCCUAUUUUAUCUUAAUUGCUUCUUUCUCAUUUUUGCCUUUCUACAUUCUUUAAAUUCCACCUGUCACAAAAAUCAGCAUUCAGUGCUGAAAGUGUCACCAGCAAUGGUUAUUUUUAAGCUAAUAACACAUGUAAAUGGUGAAUAUGUGGUACUAGGUAUCUUUUACAUUAAUAACUUAAUUUACAUUAAUGCUCUAAACAGAGCAUUUAUUCAUCCCUUCUGAUUUGGCCUGCAUUUACCCAAUUGCAUGUCAGCCUGAAUUUAAAGGUAUAACACAAUGCUCUGGUUUCACAAAGGUGUUGAAGAGCCAUCUCCAAAAGCCUAAAUAUUAGUAUUUUAUAAGAUAAUAAUGUACUUACUGCCCCUAGGCAGUGAGAUAUGUCAUUCUCUGAUGAUUAAAAAUGGAACUGUAGAGUAAUGGAGGAGGAAAAACAAGACAUAUCAUCUCAAAAUAUGCACAAAAUUCUUUAUGAAAGUGGAGAUGCUAAGAUUGUUACUGCUAUUAAGAAAUUUACACUUGAAAUAAGUAUAUUAACUGCAGGUAUAAGAUUGGGAAAGCAUUACAUGAAUUAAAAUAUUUACUUAUAUGUACUUAAUGCUAUAGUUCAGAUUGUGCCUUAAUUUAUCAAGGUUUUGAAAAGAAUGUUAACUUAAUAUUUUCAAAAUAAAAGUAUAUUAUUUUUAUUACUAAUGGCAUUAUGUAAUGGUUUGUAGUCUGUCAUUCUGCAGUCAUCACAGUGAUAUAAAAAGAAAUGCAAAUGAUCCAAAGGAAGUACAGUGAUAAAUACAAACUUACUAUUAUAUGGUGAUUUGUUUACUCAGAGUAGUUUGCAUUUUUUUUAACAGUGAAUGAAUCAUAUUUGUUUCAGAAUUCCUGCCACACGGGAAUCCGGAAAACUGUUCUAAAAAUCCUAUUUGUUCUCUUUUUCCUAUCCAGUGCCACACUAUACUCAGCAGUUUUGGGGAUUUUUUUUGGUAAGGCAGUACAUAUCAAACUUAAAAGCAAGAAGCAUUUCUUACAGACUUGGAACAUUUGACAUAUUACACUGCUUCAUUUGCUCCCUUCUUUCAGCUCUAUGUACUAAUGAAGACAACCAGGUUAUAUCUUGAGUGGUCUGAAAAGGAGAAGGAAGCAACGCACUGCUUCCCUUAAAAAUUGGUUUUACAGAGAAGGGGAAUUGUGAAAAGCUGUCAUGGGCUACAGUUACCAGCAGGACUGCAUGUUAUCAGUGGUAUUAAUCUUUUUUAAAAAAUGGUGGGACAGAAGGAAGCCUGGUUGCAGGUUGCUCAUACAAAUAAAGGAGAACAUUGGAAAGUGGCGGAAGCUAAGCAGUGAGAGGAAAUUCUGACUGGUACUGUGGUGAUUGCACAUUAACAAAGAUGAACAAGAAAGGAAUGAGAAGCAGAUGGAAAAGGGAGGAUAAAGCAGAGAGUAAAUAUAGGUAGUGUAAAAAUAAACAGUUUAUCACUUAGAGGCAACUAAAUGUACAUGUCCAAGACCCAUCUGCAUAUUAGUUUUUCAUGCAGGAAAUUAUGGUGAGUUGCUAUUAGGAUGAGCUUGUAACUGUGAAACUCCAAACAAAGUAGCCAUAAUCAAUACUUAUAUUAAUAAACAGACAGUUUAGUGGUCCUAACUGAAAUCUGGUAAGAUCUUGGUAGCUUGCCUUAUCCAAAGGACAGCAGCAGAUUUGCAAGCAGGCUGCUUCUUGCCCCUAAGUUAAUGCAAUGAAUGUCAAUAGUAACAAUAAAGUAGAAAAAGAUAAAUUAGGUGUUUAAAC